UGCUGUUUUAACAGCUGCUCAUUGCGUACAAAAGUAGAUCGAGUCAGAAGGAAGUUUAAGGAUCCAAGCGAAUAUUAUAAAGGAAAAACGAAUGUUUUUAGUUGAGAAAACUCUUACACGUAAUGUUUCAGAGAUUUUAAUUCAUCCAAACUAUUCAGCUUGUGAUGCAAGUUCAAAUCAUGCUAUUUUGCGUUUGAUUGAACCAUUUCCAUUGAAUCAUAAACUUAAUAUUAUUUGUUUACCAACUUUCGAUCAAAUAUCUCUUGCAGGCGAUUGUGGUUACACAUUGAUAAAUAUAAAUUCUCGUUAUUUAUGGAAUAUACCUGGAGAAUCAAAUACAUGUGAAUUGAUGGACAUUUCAAUGCAGGAUGGUGCAAUAUAUGUACAUUCAUCUUGCGAGCGAGGAAAAAAUAAUACUGAUCUAAUUUUGGAUAUUUCGGCACAAUUGGAGUCUUGUGAAAUACCUCGUGGUUCUGAUCAAUUUUUUUAUUUCGGAAUGAAUAUAGACAUUCUUUAUAAUUGCAAUCAUAGAACAAUUAUAAUGAGUAAGAAUGAUAAUCUGUAUGAUAAUUUGAACUGGAUUACUAGCAUAUUACGUGAUAAAUUCUAAAGAUGUAGAUAACAAGCAGAUUGAAAAAAAAAAAAAAUUAU
This is a messenger RNA of Chelonus insularis, 651 nucleotides long. RefSeq lists its product as uncharacterized. The record is from RefSeq and is a predicted model, not a curated record. The coding region runs from base 92 to 610 and encodes 172 amino acids. The transcript is spliced from 4 exons. NCBI's taxonomy places the organism in Eukaryota, Metazoa, Arthropoda, Insecta, Hymenoptera, Braconidae.